Cercospora beticola is the source of this 4978-nucleotide messenger RNA. RefSeq lists its product as uncharacterized. The record is from RefSeq and is a predicted model, not a curated record. Lineage: Eukaryota; Fungi; Ascomycota; Dothideomycetes; Mycosphaerellales; Mycosphaerellaceae.
UGCUUGGAGGCAAGCCGCUGCGACACGACGACCGCCCAGCGCGCUGCCUUGUGCUCGUUGUCCACACUUCAUCACCACCGCCAACACCGCUGCCAUCACAUUCAUUACCCAUUGUCCCCUCCCCCCUCCGCCUCCGCGUUUCUGUCGCGUCUCAUUGUUUUGUUUCAUUACCGGCCAGAUUUCCGCUCGGGGGCGAGACCAUGCCGUGUGCCAGCCGAUGACCUCACCCGUAUUGUAGUCCAUCACUUGUCACACAGAGCAUCGCGCCGCAUCACCGUCCAGUUCGCGCUGAACAUCAGCAGCGGACGUGCAGCAGCGCGUACCCUUCACCAUGCCGAGCCUCUUUGGAAGCAGGCGGAGAGGCAGCAGCGCGUCGAGGCAACCAGUCGAUACCAACACCUCCUACGCCGCCAGCGUCGCCGCGCGUGCUGCCGCAUCGGGCUCACGUCCAUCUUCGAGCCAUGGCCUGUCAUCGGCUGCCGCCGCCGCAGCCUUGCGAUCUCACACGUCGAGCCCGGAACCCAUCGGCAGUAUACAGACUAAGCGCAUGGUCAGACGAGGUUCGCAGUCCUCUAUUGGUACCUCGAGUAUCCUGAGUGGGAGGGGCGGCACGGAGCGAGGAGGAUUGCAACGACGAGGUAGCCAGAGCUCCAUGACCGAGCGCACCUUUCGUUCUCCCUCUCCAGGCCGCAGCAACAGUAUCACCAACGGUGCUGCCUCACCCCUCGAUGCGCCGCCCGUCCCCGCGAUACCUCAAAGCGUGCAGCAGCGCUCGCAUCAGCGGUCUGCUAGCGUCGAACCGCCUUACCGAGUGUCCUCGCCCACGCCGAAUGGCAAGGGAGCCCGGUCGAACAGCAUGGACAGAAAGGCCAUGUCGCCUCCACCUUCGCACCGCAGAGGCGCGCGUCUCUCCAACGUGAAUGAAGAGCUGGAAGGCCCAGAAGCGCAACGGGGCGUCAAUUUCUCUCGACCACGAUCAUCGCAACCGAAUAGCCCAUCCUCAAGUCCGACCACAGAUAAAGCAUAUGUGCAUGGCACGGGAGCGUGGUUCUCAGAGCCCGUGCCUGUGAAGAACAAUCAAUCUGGCAGCACGGGUGCUCCCAGUGCGGACGUGCUGUCAGCCAAAAUGGCCAGAAUACAAGGCGCUCAAGGGCAAAGUGUGAAGAAGGAUAAUCACAGCGCGUCUACACAGGGUGCGCAACUACGCGUGCAGACACAGCCGACGAUCACCGGCACUGCAGUGACACCGUUUGUCCAGCCUCAGCAACAAAUGGAGACCGUCAUGGUUUUCGAUGCCGCUUCACGAACAUUCGUGCCCAAACUUCAACCCAGAGCAGCCGCUGCCCCUCCCUCGCCUGUAUUGCCUCAAGCGCCUAAAGCAGCGCCGGGAACUUAUGACCCUCACACACGUACUAUUGUGCCAGCACCAGCACCAGCACCAGCGAGGACCACUCCUGCGGUCGACCUUGGGCCACCACCAAGGAAUCCUGCGAGAAUCACUCCUACCAGCAGUCCACGAGACUCCUAUCUCGGAAGCAGCGUGAGCGGGGACAGCCCCAAGGGCGAUAGGAUUCUCCAAGCUUCACUAGGUGCGACCAAACCCAAUGCAAUCACAAACAGGCCGCAAAGAGCGUCCAGUCUGGAUGUCCCGAGCCGUAAUACGCCCAGCAAUCGAGGUCGGCAGGUGUCUGCAUCACCCAGUCCGCAGCGCAAGCCACACUUCUCUGCAUCUCCUGUUUCGCAGGCUACGAUACACGACCCGCCGCCGCGAGACAUCUCGCCUGCCAAGUCUGCUCUGAAGAAUUCGCCUUCAUCCUCGGUGCGUGCGUACUCACCCGUGUCCCACUUUGCUGGACAGCCCAAACCGCCCCCAAGCGAAACAUCCGAUGCCACUUCGGUGUACUCGCAAGACGGCUUGUCUUCAGCCAAGAAGAAGAAAUCCGCCCAUGUUAGCUUUGAUGAGCAGCCAAAGGAAAUUGAUGCUGCCGCCGCGGCCAGUCCGAAGAUUCUGGCGCGGGAACGAUCGCCAGUCUUGGAUGACCUGGACGACGAGGAUUUCUCUAAGCCAAGACCUGCGUUGCCUACCUUCGGCAGUGUACGCAGGCAGAGAGAAGUGGCCGAGAAGGUCACUGAAAUGGCACCAGAUCGCAAUGAGCACAGCAACGACCACGCCAUUGGAGGUAUUCUUCGAAAUGCCAACGGCUCGGCAAAACCUGAAGGCGAGCCAAUGCCACCCGUCGUCGUGAGCAAGGAAACUGCCGCCAACGCCAGCGACACGGAUAGUGACGUGGGAGACCGUGGAGACUAUGCUGCCGCUAAUGCUGCCACGGUCAGUCUACCAGAGCAGACAGCAGGGCAGACCGCCCAGAUUCACGAUGAGCCCAGCGAGAAGAGCGCAGUCGCUCCGAUCGUUCGUGACUUUGCCUCGCCUGGCGCAACUGGGCAACAUCUUCAACCCGCUGUGCCUGAGAUCAACCUUAUGCCCCCAACGCCUGGCGCCGAGGAAGACAAAACGUUGGACAACCGACAUUCCGCUGAGAUCAUCGUGCCCGGGGGCUGGGGCGCCGACACAGAGCCUGAAGUCAAGCCAAACUCGGUAGCAGAAGCUGUUCCGAGUAUCGCGCCAGUUCUCGUCCACACUCCAGAAGAGCAUGGACCUAUGUUGGCUCCGAUCGAUGAAGACACGGACACGGACGAAGCGGAAUUCAGCGAUGCUGCAGAAGAGCCUUCUGAAAUUGAAGGUGGCUUUGCGUCACUCGAUGCAAUCGCAGUCAGCCCCAUCAAUGUGAAAGCUUCGCCAUCAGCACAGACUGGCACAACAUCUCCUCCAGAUUCACCCAUCGUUCAGAAGGUCGCGAAGAAGGAAGAUGGCCGUGGCGCAGCAGAGGACGAUACUCCCGGUGACUGGAACUCCACGACCGCAUACUGGUCAAAAUUGAGUAGACAGCAGCGCGAGCAGAUUGAGCGAGACCACAUGUCUUCCGACGAUGAGGCGCGACCAUCGCCCGCCGUUAUGAAGAAAACGAGAAAGACUACAAACCCUGCGCCUGCCAGCUCUCCUCAAAGUGCACAGAAAUCGUCUCCUGCGCACCGUGACGCGAGACCAGUGCAGCCUGCGCUGAAGAAGACUAUGCGCGCACAACCGGAACCAGAAUCAGCACCGGUAGAGAAGAGCCAUUCCAUGCGGCGAUCAAUGCGUGACGGAGGUCUCGCGGCAGGAUCAAUGCGCUCCAGACCCGCCUCAACGUCGCAGGCGCCAGAACCAAGGGCUGGGGGUUUCUCAAAGAAGACGAUGCGCCCCCAGUCAUCGGCAUCCCUCUCAGCUUCCUCGGCUGGUGCAGCGAUGGUCAGCAAUCGUGCAUCGCAGGACGCUGCUCAACCACAGCAUAUACGGCCUCCGUCCUCAGCUUCGACUACGACCGCUCCUGCAGUCAGCACCAGGUUGCAAAAGGAACUAUCCCAUGAUUCUGACUCGGAGAGCAGUUUCAAGAAGAAGCGGAGAUCCAACGCAGCGGCAGCAGGCGGCAGCAUCAACAUGAAGCGAAGCAUGCGUGCUGCUCCAACUCCAGUUGAACAGCGUCCCUCAUCUCCAGACCCGGUUCGCAGCAAAGGAAAGGGCUCACUCAUCCGAUCUCUGUCACCAAGCGGGUCCAUCUUUGGUCGCAAGAAGGCUAACGACGUACGCGAAUCGAUUCGGAGUGGCUCUGUCGAUGGCGGGAGCAGGAUGACUAUCAUGCGCGCUACACAGCCGGCCAAAACGAUGCGACAGACACCAGCUGCACCAGCUCCCAAGCAGAAAGCGUCAUCGUCCAAGUUCAAGUCCCGCUUUGCAGACUCUGACGAUUCUGACGAUGAGCCUAUAACGACCAGGCCGGCAUUCCGGAGUCGCUUCAAGGAUUCAGACGAUGAAAGUGAUGACGAGCUCACACCUGUGCGAGGCAUUCCACGGCGGAAGGGACAAGACGACGGCGAUUCCACAGAUCUGGAGGAUUCGGAGGACGAGAGCGGUCGGAAACCAGCUCCACGUGCACGUGAACGACAAAAGACGCCUCUUGUGCCUGAUCCAGCAGAUGUCGAUAAAGCCAUGGAGGCCGCACGAAAGAAACUCGGCAUGACGAAUGGAUUCACGUCUGCCCCUUCGACUCCGCAAAAGCAUGACGAGAAGCAAGGCUCGAGCCUGGCCCAGGGCAGCCUGCGAAACAGCCAGCCUCCUCAGUCGAGACCACAAUCGCCAGACGGAGGGACGCCAAGAAAGAAGUCCUUCAUGGGAAGCUUCUUGCGUCGGAACCGCGGCAGUCAACAUAGUGUGAUGACCGUUUCCGGGGUUCCAGGCUACGACAGUGCAGCAUUCGCUCAAAGCUCAUCAAACUCUCCGCCUCUGCCUCUGAAGCAGCUUUUCGAAAGGCCACAAUCCCCAACGAGUCCGGGCAAACUCGUACGCCGCUCCUCAGCUCAGACGCGCCAGCAAAUUGUCCGUGGCGACUCCAAUUUCUCGACCGCUACAGCGCCGCCCACAACGAACAAUAGUAGCUGGCCCCUCGCUGACGCGCCUCCUGUUCCUGCCAUUCCUGCCGAUGUGGCUCAGCUAAAGGGCACUGGCGACACGAGACCGGCGACGAGCGAUGGGCAUCCAUCUGUUCGAUUCAGCGAGGAUGCUAUUGCAGCAAAGGGAGAUGGAGUGUACAGCUCUCGUACGGGCAAGAAGAAGAAGUUUGGUAUGCUGAGAAGGGCUUUCAGGUUGAAUGACUGAGAGCCUGAAAGGAUGUAAUGUGUAAUUUCUUUUCAAUCUGAUGUUUGAGUUAUGCGCGAGGCAAAAGUGAAGCUUACAGAGUGGAAAAUGCGCGAAACAGUGCGCGAUUCGAUUGCAUUUUGCAGAGCUGCAGAGGAAGUGCACGCGAGAAACGAGGUCCAUGUCGCGGGAAAGUUUUCCCCGCGGACAGAAGUAAGAAGGCGAGAUGAGAGCAGCUGCGUCUGUUUA